This is a messenger RNA of Aspergillus saccharolyticus JOP 1030-1, 1666 nucleotides long. RefSeq names its product velvet factor family protein. The record is from RefSeq and is a predicted model, not a curated record. Lineage: Eukaryota; Fungi; Ascomycota; Eurotiomycetes; Eurotiales; Aspergillaceae. The coding region runs from base 158 to 1402 and encodes 414 amino acids. The transcript is spliced from 2 exons.
AGAAUAACUGCGGGCUCAGCGAUUAACUAGAUCUUGUCAAUUGGAGAAAAAGGCAAAAGCAAAGAAUUUCGCCGCCAAGGAAAGUCACCGAGAACAAUCACCAAAGAGAUAAAGAACGAGAAACAGGGACAGAAAACCCCGGACGCUGAUUAUCUAGAUGUCGAGGACACCAGUGCAUCCUUGGAGACAGGCCACAUCCGGCGGGCAGUAUUCUGAUGGGCGGGCCGAAACCGCUGGCGUUGACCGUGAGGCGCUAACAGCAGCUCCGAGUCAAUCUUAUCCCACGGCUGGGCUUCCGCGUUUCUCAUUCCCAACCCCAACCAGUGAGGGCUAUAAUCUCACUGUCGCAUCGGCCCCUUUCAAUUCUAGGUCGUCCUAUCAGGAAAGGGUGUGGGAUCCUGUUGCACAUCAGAAGCAUGACGUCCCUUCAUUCUCGUCAUACAGUGCUGGCGACCCAGCUCCCUCUGGGACCCAGCGGUCCGCUAUUCUGAGAAAUGUCGACGACUCGAUGGCCGGCCCAAGUCCUGGUCAUUGUUAUGAUUGUACGGGAGGAUCGUCCGUUAGCGUGGUCGCGGACAAAUCUCGCUCGCAACAACCCCAGAGACAAAAUACGACGAGUAUGCCUUCUGGGUUUGAGAGACUGCUCCAUCAUUCACCCACGCCGUCCCCUCCCCCGCGGCAACCCGCAUCGACCUCACGAUAUCACCUCUUCAUCAGACAGCAGCCAUUAGCAGCACGAGCUUGCGGCGCUGGUGACAGAGAUCGACGGCCCAUCGAUCCUCCUCCUAUUAUCCAGAUGCUUUUAACAAACUUUGAUCCAGAGUCAUCUGAGGACAACGAAAUCCUUCAAGAUCCGCGAUUCACCGUGGGUUGCUUCCUCAUCCCAGAGCCUGGGGUCACCCAAUCUGAAAUGAAUGCCGACGGUACUGGUAGAGCGGAUGAACUGAGUCAUGGACAAUGCACCCCUUUACUAUCAGGAAAAGCAUUUGUGUCGCCUUUCUAUGUUGAAGAGGAUCCGGAUCCAAGCACUGCACCAGCACAUCCAUCGUCAGUCUACUACGCACCCGAAAAAGGCAUAUAUUCGCCACGGGUCGACUACCAAAGCAGCAACCCACACGUCACGAAGCAACCUGCCACUUUCUACAUCUUCUCCGACCUUUCUGUACGUACAGCUGGACUGUACCGCUUGCAGUUUCGUCUGAUGAACUGGGGUCACGUAGAAGACACUGGCAAGUCGAUGCCGAUACUUGCCGAGGCUUGGACGGAUCCUUUUCGCGUAUAUCCUGCCAAGGAUUUUCCUGGAAUGAGGGAUUCAUCCCCUCUCACAGAAGGUUUGAAGGAGCUUGGGUUCGUGGAGCUGAAAACACGAGGAAAGGGGAAAGGCAAGGGUCGAAGGAGGUGAUCCUCGAGAAGCUUUGGUCCAUUCCGGCAGUUGCGCGGGAUAAGACAAUCUUGACCUUUAGAAAUAGCGGCAAGACAAUUUUGGAUCUUCCCUACCCCCAUAUCAUAUUUUUCUAUAUUUAUUCUCCAAUCUUGCUCAUGUCGUGAGAAAUGAUUCUGGUGGAAAGGACAGUACACAGAGAUCGAUCAUAGGCAUGCCGUCGCACCGCGAUGAGCACAGGGUGACGUUGCGAUUGACAGUUACUUUUUCUUCCAAUUAUCUAAU